Molecule: messenger RNA, 591 nt
Organism: Knipowitschia caucasica
Lineage: Eukaryota; Metazoa; Chordata; Actinopteri; Gobiiformes; Gobiidae
Source: the annotation of a GenBank genome assembly
AUGGAGACCCUCUCUCAGGACUCGUCUCUGGAGUGCCAGAUCUGUUUUAACUACUUCAGCCCGCGGCGGCGGCCAAAGCUCCUGUCGUGUCGCCACACGCUGUGCUCCGUGUGCCUCGGUCAGAUGCGAAGCGCACACAAAGAAAUCCGCUGCCCGUGGUGCCGCAGCGUCACCAAACUACCGCCCGGUCGGUCCAUCUCGCACUUACCCGACGACCCAGACAUCGUGGCGAUCAUCGCGGUCCCUCACGAACACUCUCCAGUCUUCAUCCGCCUCCCGAGCCACGGCUGCUACAUGCUGCCGCUGCCCGGGGUGAAGGACCGCGGCCUGGGCUUACCGGGGGACUGCCGGUUUGUGGAGCAUCAGAAGGCGAUGGCGGUGGUGGCGAUCCCGGACGACGCCAUGGAGAGCCUGAGUCUGGGGGAUUCGGAGCACAGGGGCGCGGUCAUGGUGGCGGCGGGCAAAGGGUCGGCCUGGUCCGGCGUCUGCACGGUCGUCUUGGUCGCCUGUGUGUUGCUUUUCCUGCUCGGGAUCGUGCUCCACAACAUGUCGUGCAUUUCUAAACGCUUCACCGUGAUUUCGUGCGGCUGA